Molecule: messenger RNA, 945 nt
Organism: Dacryopinax primogenitus
Lineage: Eukaryota; Fungi; Basidiomycota; Dacrymycetes; Dacrymycetales; Dacrymycetaceae
Product: S-adenosyl-L-methionine-dependent methyltransferase
Exons: 5
Coding region: 1-945 (314 amino acids)
Source: RefSeq, a predicted model, not a curated record
AUGUCGGGCUCUGGAAUGGCGUCGCUACAGGAGGUACAUGGGCGCAUGUUCAACUCGCAGAACUCGCAAUAUGCGCUUCCGGCGGAUCAAAAGGAAUAUGACCGCCUUGACCAGCAGCAUCUGAUGCAUAAACUGGCGCUGGGCUCAUUGUACUAUCCGAUCGAUCUCGUGCAGGCAGCUCUCGAGCCCGUAGAAGGAGAACAGAAAGCUAUCAUGGACCUAGGCACGGGAAGCGGGAUCUGGGCAGUCGAAAUGGCCGUAGCAUUCCCAUAUGCCCAAGUGAUGGGAUUUGAUCUUGCGCCGCACAUGAACAGACCACGGCCUCCCAACUGUUACUUCGAGCAAGGCGACUUCACCCAGGGCAUGGGCCGGUUUGCAGGACAGUUCGACGUUGUACACGCUCGGUCUGUGAGUCAAGGGAUGCGCAAUCAUGUGAUGUACAUGCAUGAGCUUGCUUUGCUUCUCAAACCGAGCGGAGUCUUGUUGAUGAUUGAUGGACAUCUCUCCUUCACUGAUCAAGCAUACCGUAAUCUGAAUCCGGUUCCCGAAGGCAAUCCUGGCCACUCGUAUGUGGUUAACUUGCUUGCUAAGGCAAGUGUAGCGAUGAAGGGCAGAGGAAGUCAGCCCGACAGCGCCGUCAUGCAGAAGGGCUGGGUCGAGGGUUGUGGGCUGUUCCAGAACAUUGGAAGUCGAGUGGUGUACACCCCUAUUGGGGCAUGGUAUAGCGGCCAGGAUCCGAAUUCACGCCGAUUGAACACCAUCGGUGCGACGAUGGGGGAGAACUUGCUGUCCUUUAUGGGGGCGAUCAGGCCGUUGCUGAUCGGUUAUGGAUUCGGCGAGGAUCAGGUUGAUUAUGAAAUUGGCAAAGCGGCCGAGGAAGUGCGAAGCGGAACGAGGCGAUACUAUACCCAGUGGCAUUACCUCUGGGCAACAAAGCGUGCUUGA